GCCAUCCUUCGGAAACGCCAGUACGCGAACGCAGAACGCGGGUCCGGUCGCAUCUCUUACCUCUUCUUCUUCGCCACGGUCGAAACACCGCGGUGUGCAAGACAAAACUUCUCGGAGCAUCUCCCGGUCGGGUCCUGUCCAUAGGAGCCCGCACUUUACCAGUCCUACAAUCCUAUUCUUUUGGGUGCGGGCAAAUAUCUCGGAACUCCAUCUCGGGGACGCAGUUGGUCAGCCGUCACCAUCACUUCCUGAGCUGAGAUCACUUUCUCGUCUCGGCGCGAGGUCAAUUAGCCAUCGACUGUGCCUGCCCCGAAGGAAUCCUUGUGAGCCAACAUCCUGUCUGAUAUCUUCGUUCACCAUGGGCUCGUCCAAGCUAACGAUGGCAUUCCUGCUAUGCGUCACCCUGACCUGGUCUCUGUCCCACGCGGCACCGGUUAUGACGCUGGUUGGCUCCUCGACCCAAGUGAGCAUCCACGCUGUCACCGAUCCUGGCACCACGACCGCCGUCCCUUCCGAAAGUAGCAGCGCCGUCUUCAAGGCCGAGGUUCAGAGUGGUACCGAGGCAGCGGCGUCCACUGUCGGAGCCCCAUCAACAUCCGUGACCGCAGCUGCCGCUUCCGCCGAGUCAACGGUGGCCGCGUCCUCUACCGAGAACCCUUCUUCACCCUCCGAGUCUGCGUCAACAGCCGGGGCGGUGACCAUGGCGGCGAUGGAAGCCGAUAAAGAGGAGACCGUCAGAGUUACCGCCACCUCUGGUCCGGAGACUUCGCCGGUGGUGUCGGCAGCCAGUGAAGAGCGGUCCGACGAGUCCAAGCCCACGAUGGAAACGGCAGAGCAGCCAAGCAAGAGCGACGCGACAGCCGCCACCGGUGGGCCAGCCACAACAGUCGCUCGCCAGGAGGAAGCGGAAGGCCGAUCGGGCGAUCAGAGCACCAACUCACCGCCAGUGACGACCCCAGCGGUCGUUGCCGAGGCAAUGGAGAAGGCGUCGGAGGCGUCACCAGUUCCGGUCGCGGAAUUUAGGGAAGACGCUCCGAGCACGGAAGCUCAGAACAAGGACACGUCGGCAUCCCCAGUCGCUGAAACAACAGUCGCCACCGCCGGUGCAACUCAGGAUGUCACGGCGAGUCCAAGCUCGCAGGCUUCAACCGAGGCCGCACCCGUAAGCACCGAAGCUGCAGUCGUUGCUGCUCACGCGGCCGUUGAAGCCCACAGCGAGACACCCGUCGCCGUUACAACAGAAAACGUCCCGCAGUCGAGCCCUGCUAGCACUACGGUCACAGCAGCCAGCACCGAAGUCAAGGCGGAGCCCGCGGAACCCGUUCAGGCCGCAUCGUCUGUGAACGAAACCAAGGUGGAAGCUCCGAAAGCAGUCGCCGAAGCCGCAUCAGUCGAAAAGGCAGCCGACACCGAAGGCCGCUCUGAGACCGGGGUUCCGGUAAGCACACAAGUUCCGGAGACCAAGCAGGAGAACCCCGAUGAGAAAGCCUCGGUGAUGACGACCGCCGCUAGCACCGCUGCCCCUUCUUCGACGGAGAGCUCCACCGCCGCAGCAACAACGGAAGUGGCCGCUCGUGCAGCCGCGCAAGAGGAGGAGGCAAAGAGCAGCACGCAGGUGUCAACUCAGAGCGAAAGCAGCACGGAAGCUGAAAAGACGAGCGACACAGCCUCCUCGACCGAAAAACCAGCCAUGUCGGAAGUUCACUCUACGACCGCAGCCGUAGUCGCCGAAGCGAUGAAGUCUACGGACAAGAUGAGCGUGGAAGUAUCCAAGCCAACUGAGGUGGUUUCUUCCCAAACUGCCGAAGCCAUGGCGGCGACGACGGCCGGCGCUCCUGCACCAACAACCACGAGCGAGGCGGCUAUGCAGACUUCGACGAACGGAUCGACAGAGUCCAGCGCAGCGCCAGCAGUUACCGCCGCAGCUCAGAUGGAGGAGUCCUCAACUGCCUUAAAGGUGGAGUCAACGCAAGCAGCGACGACUACCACUGCGUCAUCGACCACGGCCGCGUGAUUGUCCAACUGACUUUCCGUUUUUGCUUCUACAAUUCAACAUAUGGUGUACGGCCUCUAAAUUAUUUCGCCAAGGUGAUUUUCUCCACGGCUGAUCAAUCUGGUCCUGAAAAAAGACAACGAAAAAAAAGUUUUACUGUGUGAAGGAUACUUUGCUGCGCCAGUUCUUCUCUAAUUGUACAGACUUCCUAUUUUUUUCUUCGUUUUUGUCAGCUUAUAGGAGUAGUCGUCGACAAUCACGAUGAUUUUUCUUUGUCUACUUAAGCUGAAAAAAAAACUCGUGCUAGGGGGUGUUUUGUUCCUGUUUACGGAACACAGUGUGAUUGUUAAAUAAAAAUGUGAGAUCCAA
This is a messenger RNA of Rhipicephalus microplus (southern cattle tick), 2362 nucleotides long. RefSeq lists its product as uncharacterized. Lineage: Eukaryota; Metazoa; Arthropoda; Arachnida; Ixodida; Ixodidae. The record is from RefSeq and is a predicted model, not a curated record.